Molecule: messenger RNA, 3756 nt
Organism: Spodoptera litura
Lineage: Eukaryota; Metazoa; Arthropoda; Insecta; Lepidoptera; Noctuidae
Gene: Dad
Product: Daughters against dpp
Biological process (GO): anatomical structure morphogenesis; regulation of transcription by RNA polymerase II; SMAD protein signal transduction
Cellular component (GO): heteromeric SMAD protein complex
Molecular function (GO): I-SMAD binding; transcription regulator inhibitor activity
Source: RefSeq, a predicted model, not a curated record
CAGUCGAGUGCCCGCACGCGGCGAGCGAUGACGUGCCGCCAGCGUGAGUGUGUCGCGUGGCGCGAACGGCCGCGCGACUUGUGACCCCGUCGUCGGCAUGUGAUGUUCCGGAGACGCGCGCUGCGGCGGCGGCUGGAGGCGGCCGGCGCGCCUUCCUUGUCCGACGACCAGCUGCGGCGGCUCGCGAGGGCGUUGGACGCGGGCGCCGUCGGCGGGGAGUGCGUGCCGGCCGGUCACGCCGCCUCACAACUCCGACUUGCAGUCACCCGCCUCUCCAGGUUCCCCGACCUAAAAGACUCCAGCGAACUUCGCCGCCUUCCCCUGUGCGCUGACCAGCAGUGCUGCAACCCGUACCACUGGAGCCGUCUCUGCAAGCCCGAAACCCCUCCUCCACCUUAUAGUCGAUACGCAAUGGAAGACCUCAAACCUAAAGAGCAUGGCGAGAGUACAGAGGACGCCCGGAGGACGGACCAUGAGCGGCUUGUCUCAGGAUCCCUGGCUACUGACGGUGAAGAACGCCAGAGCUGGGAUUCAGAAUGGUGUCGGCUCGCGUAUUGGGAAUUGACCCAGCGCGUGGGUCGUCAGUUCGGUGUCCGUUUGAGGGCGGUAGACGUGUUCGGUGGGGGCGGAGGGGCCUGUGGGUCUGGGAGACAUGGGCUGUGCUUGGAUGCCUUGGAUCAAAGGGUAGAUGGACAUCAGGCUGAUCAGGUGAAGAAAACAAGAGCAAAGAUCGGGUUAGGUGUCACCCUGUCACUGGAAUCGGACGGGGUGUGGCUUUACAACCGCAGCCAGGAGCCAGUGUUCGUCAGCUCACCAGCACUGGACGCUGCCGCAGCCAAGGCCAUGCUCGUGUGGAGAGUGGCUCCAGGCCACUGUCUCUGUAUCUUCGACCCUUCUUGUCCACCCCCAGCGAUCUCCCUACCCCACAUUGGCCCUGUAGACCCAAGGUCGGUGAGGAUCUCGUUCGCAAAAGGUUGGGGACCUAAGUACUCGAGGCGGGAUGUGACGGCGUGUCCAUGUUGGCUGGAGGUACUGCUUGCACCCCCAAGCUGACGCAAGUAAAGUGCAGUGGAUUUUGUGUGGCUGUUAGCUUUGAGAGAUUUGAGUACCUAUUACCUAAACCCACGGGUACUCCCCGCGGUGUGCUGAUUGCCCAAAACUGAUAAUGUAAAACACGAUUGCAGAUAAAAUAGGUCAUGUUAACAUCGAUUUCAGAAGCAGAUUACUUUAAUCACCAUUAGGUAUAACUUUUCUCAGUUCCCUCAAAGCAAACAGUCACACAGACAUAUUAUGAACUUAAAACAGUGGAAAACGGACCAAAAGUGAAGUGAACAUUUUCUAAUGAACUCAGUGAAGUUUUGUUUAAUGGACAUUAUUAUUUUGUACACUCGUUGCCAUGGAAAAGUCUUCAUCUAGAGAUAAAACAAGAAAUAGGGAACAUGCUCAUUCCCUCUAAAAAUUAGAGCAUUAAAUAUACACUGAUACUUAUGAAGUAGUUAAUACUUAGAUACAAAAUUGUUUUUAUUCCUUGGUUGACCAAUUUUUCAGGGCCUCGAGUGUACAGUACAGUGCGUUGCACACAUAUUAGAACCCGGAUCUGGGUGAUUUUUAUACAUCUUGUUGGGAAUAAUGGUACAUUAUUGUUUUGUUAUCAUUAUGGAUUUGUUACUUAAAUUAUUACCCAUUAUGCCGUGGAUAUUUCUAAGAGACUUAUAUAAGACUAGUCUACCCUUACUUUGCUUGUUACUCUCGCUCCAUAUUGCGCGCGAGAGUACCAAGACGGCAGAAUGUGUACUUUUUUAUUCAGUCAUUUUUGACAAUUACCAUAAUAAUGUAAAUAGUGCAGGUUAUAUGCGAUGUACGAUGGUGUUGUUGAUGGAUUCAUGAUGUAAUGGACAAAUCUGAGGAGGAUAAUAUUGAUCAUUCCCAUCCUAUCGACAUUCUUGUUCAUUCAUUCACAUCAGUUCAUUACUCCAUUUUGAAAGUGCCAUUUUAGCUACUCUCUUAGAUUGGAGCUAGCCAAUUUAGUUGUGGAGUAACUAGUUCAGCGACCCUCAGAUUUCUCUCUUGUAUCACAAGUCCUAUCAAAGUUGAGGCCUUAGAUGCGGAGUAUAGUGAUCUAUACAAGUUUUCUAAAAUUGUACAUAUUGUAUAAACUCGGCUUUAAGACAUGCGAGACUGUAUAUAUAGUGUUACAUGUAUGUACUAUAAAUAUUUGUAAUUAAUUAUUUAUAAUUAUGGAAUAUGCCUUACCUUAGCAUGUAACUAUUUAAGUGUUAGUCUAUAAUUUCAACAUUUUUUUUUACAAAAGCGUACGUAUACAUAAUGGAAAUAUAAUUUGACACAAUGUUUGUAUUGGAGAAUUCGUUUAAAGUGGAAAAGGCUGUGUGAAAAGCAUUUUUAUUGACCUCAAGUGGAAAAAUCAGUGUUUUGAGAGAUUUUUAAUAAUAUUCCAUGGGUAUAAAAGCGUGCUGUUAUAGGAAUUCGAAUUCGACCAUCGGACCAAGAAAAUUAGUUAAUUACUUGGCAACGAUAUAAACCUUUUUAUACGUAUGGCAUUAUUAUACGGAAUGUCUCAAAAUCGAUUCGUAAUUAUCUCAGUUUUGUGAGUUAUGGGAGCAACAUGGAUUCGCUUAGAGUUUUAAACAAUUUAAGUUUAAAGAAAGAUCUGCCGAUAUAAUACUUUUGUAAAAGUGCAAUCUUAUUGAAUUAAAUAGUUUUAAUGACAGAUAAUAAUGUGCCUUGCGUUAUAAUGGAAUAAUAAUAUUAAAUAAUCGGGUUAUCCUGAAUCGUAUGUAAGAAACAGUCAAUUUCACUGGCCUAUAAGAAUUCUAUACAUAUAUAUACAUUAUAUAAUAUGAUUUUUAUUGUGAAGCUUGCUUCCCACUACGGCGUAACGUUGGCUGAAGAAAAAUUUGAACAAAAUUCUUAAAUGUAUCUUUUAGGAUGUAUGUUACGCCCUAGUGGUGGGCAGGCGUAAAUCCUCGAAUUUAAGUGUAUAAUCGCUUAGACAAAGUGAUUGGACAAUAAGAAAUAAAAUCUAGUCUAUGUAGCGACAGUGCUUGUUCGUUCUGUUCCAGCAGUGAGUCAGGCCAGUUUGGACCAUUUUAGACUAUAAACGUCUAUUUUCUAUAAGAUUUUUAAGUACAAUGAUAAUAAAUAAAAAAUCAACAAUAAAUAUUGGACCCAAAGAGAAGAAAAAUCUAUUUAAAUCAAUUAACUUUUUUGUCUACAAUUUUUUCUAUAACACUCACUGUGCAAUAACAUUGUACUAAAAAAUCUGUAGCAUUUGUUUUUUUGAAAAAAUCAUGUAAAUAAUGCGAAUGGCAGCUUGUUCACAAUAAAUUGUAUUUUAUGCAGUCACAAAAGCAUAAUUAUGAGUUAUUUAUUAAUGUUUCGGGGUAAAGCUGUUUAGUCAUUGCAUUAGACUGAUGUAGCGCCUUAAACGAAAUAAGUUUUGACGUAUUUUUAAUUAUUUUUAACUUUAUAAUUCAGCAAUAACAUAUUUCGUAUUUUUUUUCUCAUCAUGUUAUGUCUCCCAUAAUAGCUAAAAAGAUAAUUGGAAAAUCGUCAAGUUGUCUGUUUUUUUGAGAAAGUAUUUAAAAAAACGUCAAAAGCUAAAUAUAAUAUAAAAUUGAAUAAUGUAGAUAGUAAUUGUUCUCCCUGAUUCGCCGGUAAAUUGUUGUGAGUUUGACUGAAAAGAUGGAUGAAAUUAGAUUAUGAUAAAUUAUAAAUAAAAGAGAAAUAUUUUUAAAA